Podarcis lilfordi (Lilford's wall lizard) is the source of this 42654-nucleotide messenger RNA. Lineage: Eukaryota; Metazoa; Chordata; Lepidosauria; Squamata; Lacertidae. The record is from the annotation of a GenBank genome assembly.
AUGGCCUCAGAGCUGGGUGCAAGAGAGGAUGGCAACUGCACAGAGCUGGCAACGCCCCUCUAUUUGCGAUAUCUGGAGAAAGCUCUGCGGUUGGAUCAUUUUUUACGUCAGACUUCCGCUAUCUUCAACAGGAAUGUAUCCAGGUACUUACUUCGAUUUGGGAGCACGUAGAAAAGAGGCAUCUUAUUGUUUUCAUCUUAAGUGUGUGGGAUGCUAUGAACCCUGGCUUGAAUUCUGGCUUAAUUUUAUGGAAAGGAGCUUUUCCCCCUCUGCAUGCCCCAGUUCUCCCUCCCCGCCCCCCCAAAAAAGAUCAGUUCCUAAGGGUUAAGGGACUCUUGGGAUAUAGUGGAGGGUGAUGCAGAUGAAGGGGGUCAAACAGCAACUUCAGAUUUUAAUCAGCAGAACUCGGUGGGGAUUAACAUUUCCUCAUCUGGUUUGGCCUUUAAACUGUAGUAGAGAAUGACAGUAGGUGGGGUUUUUUAAAAAAAAUAUGCAACUAAAUUUAUAAUUAGUUUUCACAUAUGAGUGGUUUAUGUAAAAUUUCUGAAAAAUUUGAAGCCAAGGGAGCAAAAGGUUUCCUUUUGGGAGGAAAAGGAAAUAUUGUGCAAAACUGAAACAUGCUUAACUUCCUUAUAAAACCUGAACUUCCUAAAAUACUUUAAGAGCAUGAAAUGUAUCAUGUUUAAUUUAGUUAGAAUUUUAAAUUGUACUCUUUUUUUAUAUAUGAAAUUAUAAAUGGCUUAAUCUUGUUCAUAAUAUAAUUACAAAUAUAUCCAGUGUUGGGGAUGGAGCAGAAUGAGCAUUUGCUGAGAUGGAGCAUGGUUGUUUAUUUAUACAUCACUUGUCCUUUUCGCUGUGAUAACUAUUAUUUUAAACUUUAUUGUAGUGAUGAAAGUGAAGAUGGAUUGGAUGACAAUCCUCUGCUUCCUCAGCCUGGGGGUCCCUUGAUACAAGUUAAAGAAGAACCUACAAGCUCCUUGCUUGGGGAGUCAUCCGGAGCAGGAAGUUCUGGAAUGUUAAACACACAUUCGCUCAAUGGAGUGUUGCAAUCUGGUAAAUGUGCUUUACAAUUAAUUUUAGUUUGCAUUGGGUGAGUAAACUGGCCUUUGACAGUAGACAUGUGUUUGGGACAAGGACCAAUAUGCUUGCCAAAUGCAGAAUUUAAACUAUCCACUUUCAAAUGGAUGAAGGCUAGUAGCCUUUGUUAUCACUGCGUAUGUAUUUUUUGUACUUAGUGCAGGGAUAAAUGCUUUCUUCAGCUAAACCUGUUGACUCAUGUGAAUAAUACCAUUUUUUAUCUUACUGUGUUGUUUAAACAGAGCCAAAAGCAGAAAAAGGGAAUCUAUACAACUUUUCCAAAUUGAAGAAAAGCAGAAAGUGGCUAAAGGUGGGAGUUUUAUUAUUCUGAAAUCCAAAUGUGUUUACAUUGAUACUUCUGUUGCGUUAUUUUAUGAUGUAGUUACAGAAAUCAGAAAGCUUUCUAAAAACAGUGAAGCUGUCAAAGCACCUCACCAUCUGUUAAAACUUCUUGGCUUCAUGGAAUUGAGAGGAAAUAAUUUUGUUAAUCCUACAUUAUCUGUGCAGUUGCUUGCAUAGAAUUGUAGCAUUAUUUACCUGGUCUGCCCUAGAGUGAUGAGAAAGGCAUCAAAAGAAUCCCUGAACAAGUUGGGCAGGGUGGAGAUAGGGAAUCCUGACAUAGGAGUUUCAAAAUCUUGGCGCGCAUUGAGAGUGUAUACUAUUUUUUCUUAUUAUUAUAAUAAAAGUUUCUUAGGAUUGCAAGCAGGUGAGGUAGUGGGAAGAUAUGUUAGGAAAUAUUAAGGGGCUUAGGAUGGUCUGUAGAAUGUGUUGCUCAUUUUUUUCAUAACCUAACAGUCAUAAACAGGCAGGCAUUUUAAAGGAAUUAUUGUACACUAAUCUGGUCAUUUUGCUCGCUCUUACUGACCUAAAAUCCUCUCGAUUUUGGCAGAGCAUUCUCCUGAGUGAUGACUCCAGUGACAGUGAGUCAGCAACUGAUGAGGAUGGGGAAGAAGGGGAUGAAUUUACUCUAUCUAGGGAAGAACUUCACAAUAUGCUGCGACUGCACAAGUACAAGAAACUGCAUCGAAGUAAAUACAGCAAGGAUAAAGAGGUAAAAUUCUAGAGCGUAAUUUGUCCUUUGCCAACAAUUUUGGAGAGUAGCUUUGCUAACCUGUGCCCUUCAGUACAAAAACCAGGCUUUUCAUCCGGUUAGUCUUUGUUUUUAGAGCAGUGAAAACAUUGCUGGCUUGCAAAGAUGCAUGGGGUCAUUAUUUUGCUCAUCCCAGCUUCUUAGUGUGACAUACAAAAGAGCACAGCUUUCUUUUUCAUACUGCGAAUUUUCCAGCUCAGCUGUGUUCCUUAAAGCAUUUCUUAAGUCAAAUACAUAUUUAUAACAAUUGAAGUCUGCUUCAGUUACAGCAGUACCAGUAUUACAGCGCAGGUUUGCUCUCCACAUAUGAUCCUUACUAUGAACAACAGCGCCAUCUCAUAGGACCCAAGAAAAAGAAGUUCAAAGAGGAAAAAAAAUUAAAAGGUAAGCAUUGUAUUGAUUUACUUUCUUAAGAUUUUAUAAGGGUAGACUUCCUUUCCUACUGGGCUUCUAAACUUUUGUUUUUUCUUUCACUCAUCCUCCCCCAGUGUAUUAUUCUAUACUUACUUCACAGACUUGCAUUCACAUUCUAGCUAAUUAUACAGGUAUAUGUAACAUCUUGAUGCAUCUUCGCCAAAUCUUUGCAAAUUUGGCUCAAUUUGACUUCCUCAUUGUGUUUAUAUUCUUUAAUGUUUGUGAAUAGAAUUCCAUUUGAGAGAGGAAAAGUUAUUUUGUUCUCACAAGAUAUUUCUGUAUAAAAAUGAAGUGAGGAUUCUGUAUAAAAAUGAAGUGAGAAGACCUGCAGAAAAGAAUUAGCAGAUGUUAUACAUAGGAUCAGGAGCAGGUUUCAAAGCAGUCCUCUUGCUAUCUGUUAUUGGAAGGAAUAGAGGAAAAAUCAUGAAUGAAUAAUAGUGGCCUCAGUUUGUUGAGGGGUAGACUAAUCGUGUGGCCUUCUGUUCUCAUGAAGCUAAGUUGAAAAAGGUGAAAAAAAAGAAGAGACGGGAUGAAGAGCUCUCGUCUGAGGAGUCUCCACGGCGCCAUCACCACCAGACCAAAGUUUUUGCCAAGUUCUCUCAUGAUACCCCUCCGCCAGGGUCCAAGAAAAAGCAUUUAUCCGUUGAACAGUUAAAUGCUCGCCGGCGCAAAGUAUGGCUGAGCAUUGCUAAAAAGGAGCUGCCAAAGGUGAGUUUUGUUAGUAAAAAAGAGUGAAAUAAAUACGUUUGGCUGGCAGAGAGUCAGCAAAUGCAGGCAUGCAGAAUAAGGUAAGGUAGAAGGCCAGGCUAAUAUUUUAUUAUUGGUCAUUUCCAAGGUUGGCAAUAUUGGUUUAUAGACAUCUGCUUUUAGGGUGUAUUUACUUGUUACAGUUACUUUUCUGGUUUUGAUUUAAAUAAGCAACGUUUUGCUUGCCUAGAAAGAAGCAGUAAAUCAAUAUGGCAAAAAGAGUGAAAGAGAGGGGGAGCGCAUGUAAAAUCGAAUAUCUUUGAUGUGAUACAACUAUGAGUUGAUCUAGAGAAGAAAUAAUUGUCUGUGUUGUGGACUGGUUUACGGGAAUGGGCUAGAACCUCAGGAAUAAUGAGCUUACAUACAGCGGUCUCCUGUUAAGGCUUCAAGGCUGGUGUCACAAGGUAAUUGGGUGGAAGAUGUGAAUGUCCAUAAUCUAUGUUCCCAUAAAACCUGUGUUGGUGGGAGCUCUCGGCAGCCAGCGAAGCCGAGGUCAGAGUCUAUUUGGGCUUUUGACAGCAACUUGUUCUGUUGCCCAGCCUACUGAGAUUUCAGUGUAAGCAUUUGUUAAGUAGCUGGAUAAGUUAGUGCUUGUUGUUUUCUUACCUUCUGAGCUAUUUUAAUCGUGUGUAAUUAUUUGGAGUUUUUCUCUCUUGUAGAGUUUUGUUUUAGUAAAGUCUGUGUAUGAUUUUAUGAAAUUUGGUCCGGUCUGAGUUCCUAAACCCUUUAAUUUCGACCACGCUUUUUGGAGCAAGGUCAUCCACCACCUAUGUAGUUAAAAGAAAGAGAGUAACAACUGUAGAGAAAAACUUACUCGUUUUACCAUAGGAGGAAAAAUUGUUUUCAGGAAUUAAAGGCAAACAACAUACUUCCUUGGUGAUAUUGAUCAUAGCUUUUCAGGGGGGGGGGGCGUGUUUAUUUGUGUUUUAUUUAGCUGUAGCAUGCCCCAUAGCUUGAUCAUUUUUAUAAUAGUCAGCUGUCUAUACAACUCACACUUUGAUAUUGUAAUUCAGAUAUAUUUGGAAACAAUAAAAUUACUUUUUAAGAAUGUGACCAGGCAAUGAUUUCUUUAACUCUUUCUUCUUUUUAGGCAUACAAACAAAAAGUUUCUGCCCGAAACCUGUUUUUAAGCAACAGUCGAAAGGUAAGAUGCAUCAUACAUUAUUUUAAUACUAAGACAAGAUGGAAAUUUACUUUAUGUGAAACCUUUCACUCUAUAUUAUUCUGUUUUUGUAUUAUAGGCGUUUAUAUGCCAUCAUUCAAAUUACUGGGGGCUUACAAUACUAAAUCAGAAAUACAACCCAAAUCAUUAGAAACAUAAAACCCCUAAAGACCAAAAGAAGCAGAUAAAGCAAUUGAAGUAAAGAUGUUGGAAAAAUUAAAAGGGGGUUGUCUGGCCCCAAAAUGCCAUCAACAUAGGCACUAGGCAAGCCUCCUAGAGAGCAUUCCACAGUUUUGUGCCAUUACUAAAAGAACAAAAAACAAAACCUUUCCCCCCGUAUCCACCUGUUGCACCUCAGAUCACAAGGGAACCCAGAAAAAGAUAUCUUGAUUGUGUGGAGACAGGCAAUAUUUCUGAUACACUGGUUCCAAGCUGUGAAAAGUUUUAUAGGUCAAACUAGCACUUUGAAUUUGGCCUGUAAGCUAACCUGGUGCCAGUGAAGUUGAUGAAGCACAGGCAUAAUAUGACUCUUAAUGCUCAGUCUCAGUUUGCUAUCUUGUAGCAGUAUUUUGAAUUAGCUGCCAUUUCCAAGCAGUCUUCAAAUUCCAUCUUUCCUACCUUUCCCUUGGUAGCUGGCUCACCAGUGUAUGAGAGAGGUGCGUCGAGCAGCUAUCCAAGCCCAAAAGAACUGCAAGGAGACUCUACCGAGGGCACGCCGCCUUACGAAGGAGAUGCUUCUUUACUGGAAGAAAUACGAGAAAGUGGAGAAAGAACACCGCAAAAGAGCCGAGAAGGAGGCACUGGAGCAGCGCAAACUGGAUGAGGAGAUGAGAGAGGUGAGACUAUAUCACAGAUAGAUGAAAAUUUAGGCAGCAGAACUGAGAUAUCAACUGCAGUCGUUGCAGUGCUCUGUAUGUCAAGAGAAUCAAAUUCACUGCAGACCAGUUUUUAUUUCUUUUUAUGAUUGUGUUCCAACUGCUUUAGUUUAAUUCCCAGCUAAAAAAAAUGCCAUGCUCCUCACGCUGUUACUUUUAGAUUACCUGUGGCUGUCCAGGUGUUCUUGAACUCCAACUCAGCCAACAGCAACUGGUGGGCCAACCUUUCCUCACCCUUGACCUGGGGGAAAUACUUUUGAUAUUUGUGGAUACAUUGGUGCAGAUCUGAGUGCUGCUUUUUAAGUGCAUCUGAUAAGCCAGGUGUCCUUUGGCCUGCAUAGCACAAUUUUCUGUGCUAGGGUGCCGGUUUCCUUUAGUUGAGAAAUAAGAUCUCUUUACAUGUCCUGAACAGGAACCUUUUACUGUGUCAAUAUGCAAGCCACUAAAGAAAGGCCUGGCUGUGUUUCUCUUCAGCUGAAAAUGUCUUUUCUUUUUGUUGCUGUCUAAGCUCUAUUUUCUGUUUUGAUUUUGUAUAAUCCAGCCAAGGUCUGCUUUACCUUAUAAACAUAUGGUGCCAUUUCAUAAGAUUACAUCUCAAGGUUAGCAAGAAAGAACAAAUGUUUUUGCAGUGGUAGGGUGAUUGUCAUCACUUUGAUAUUAAAAUGGUACAAGGAUAUAAUUAAGUCUUCAAUAUGUUUACAGUCAUCAAAAUUACCUGUAUUGUUUUAACUUCUUUUGAGGUUACUUCAGUAUAUGUCCUGCCAAAGUGAGCACUUUUGUGAUUUCCUGUGUCCUUCUGUAACUUAUUUUAGGCUAAACGGCAGCAGAGAAAACUUAACUUCCUGAUUACGCAGACUGAGCUGUAUGCCCACUUCAUGAGCCGCAAACGUGAUAUAGGACACGAUGGAAUCCAGGAGGAAAUCUUGAGGAAACUUGAAGACAGUUCUAUCCAGAGGCAGAUUGAUAUUGGUGGAGGAGUCGUAGUCAACAUUACCCAGGAGGAUUAUGGUAAGGAGUUAAACUGAACUCCAGCAUGAUUUAGGUGAAUCAUGCAAGUCUUGCUGUAUUGCAGGCUUUUGGAUAUGUGUGUGUUUGGCCUAUCUAUGAAGCCUUGAGAUUAAUCCAUGUGGACUUUUUUCUUUUUGCAAAUUUGGUGGUAUUUUCAGAUAGUAACUACUACAAGGCUCAGGCCCUGAAGAAUGCCGAAGAUGCCUAUCGGAUUCAUCAGGCCCAGGUAAGUACUCAGAAAGAACAAUGGAGUAAAGUGUCCUGGAGUGCCUGGAAUGGGAACAGGACACUUAAGCUUGCCUUAUAUAUUACUAGGUUUAGUCUGUGCACCAUAAAUUUGUUAAUUUGGAAUUCUGUGUCUAUCAAAACUAUGAGAAAGCUGGCUUCUGCUGAUUUUAAAGCAAGAGCAAGUUAAAGGGAAAUAUUACUACAGUGAGUUUGUUAACCCUGAUUACACUCAUGUAGAAACUACUGAGGUUUGUCCACUGGUAAUUAUUGGCAAAACCUAUUGGUGUUUCGCAACUUUCUGACUAGUUGCAGGACCUUAGCCAGACCUAGCAGAGUACACGCAGAAACUACGGAAGCAAUUGGCGACUUGGCUGCAGACAGGAUAGACGAAGCAGGAACUAGGAACUUGUAGUUAGGUGUUUAUUAUAUACAGUGGACUAUUUACAGGAACAGAACACGGAUCUCUAGCAAGCUCUCUCUGACACGGAACACAACUCCUAUACGAACCACUGAACUAACAGUUAGUAGGCCAUUAAUUAUCACUCCCUUGAGAGAGCUUGACCAAUCAGGGAGCGGUCUCCAUGUCUCUGUUAUCACCAGGCAGACUUAUUCCUUCAGAUUGCCUUCUGGCUGUCUGCCAAACCUUAAUUGACUCUGUGUGAGUAGCUGCACGUACACAGUUUCCCAACAGUAAUGGCGUUCCACUAAGUUUUCAUGGGGUUAUAACCUUUCCCCCCCCACACUUCUCCUUGUUUAGACACGGUCAUUUGAUGAAGAUGCUAAAGAGAGUCGGGCAGCAGCCCUUCGGGCUGCCAACAGGUCUGGCAGCGGCUUCGGAGAAAGUUACAGCCUUGCCAACCCAUCUAUCCGGGCAGGAGAGGACAUUCCACAGCCUACCAUUUUCAAUGGUAAACUGAAAGGUUACCAGCUGAAAGGCAUGAACUGGCUGGCCAACCUUUAUGAGCAGGUAUGCAAUUGUUACUUGAAGCUAGUUCUUUGAGACGAGUUCCUUCUUGGUAGAGCUCCAGGGAAAGGGAUGCAUUGCAAAUAGAUGAACUGGAUAGUCUUGUAAUUAAAAAAUCCUUUAUAAGGACAAUUCAAGAUAUGGUAUCAGGGAUAACCUGACAGAUUAUCAGAUAUUAUGGAACUUUCAAGUGGCAUCUGAUGUUUGAGGGAGGAUAGCGGGCUUCAGUAAUUUACUGAUUUUCUAGCUGUCUCUUGGGCAUUUUAGUCUGUCUUGCUCAGACUAGACUUGUAAAGUGGCUGUAACUCUUGCAGGGCAUCAAUGGAAUCCUGGCAGACGAAAUGGGGUUGGGUAAAACAGUGCAGAGUAUUGCCUUGUUAGCACAUCUGGCUGAGGUAGGUGGAUUCUUUGUCUUUUACAACCCCCGUACUUAAUAUGUGGUUUAAAUGGACCUCAUUUUAUACAUUUCUGCAUUGACAUUUAUUUUCAGUCCAUACAUCACCCGAAUUGACCUGCUUUGCUAUUCUUAAGUGUCUUUCCAGGACUUAUAUAGCUGCAUGUUUUUUGUGUCCCUGGUAUUAGUCAACCCCCUCCUGAUCUAUAGCCCUACUGCUCCAUUAUCUUAACUGAGCUUUGUAUAUAUUUUUCUACAUAAUUUCCUCAUAGCCUAUAUGUUUUCUUUAUACACAAUAUUUCAUUUUAAUGUUGUUUCGGAUAUUGCUUCAUUCAGUUAAGUUCUCUUUCCUUUUCCAGAGAGAGAACAUCUGGGGACCCUUUUUAAUUAUUUCACCGGCUUCCACCCUAAACAACUGGCAUCAGGAGUUUGCCAGAUUUGUUCCUAGGUUUAAGGUAACAAGCAUUCUGGAAAUGAUUCCACAGUUAACUUCCUGUUCUAUUAUAUGCUUAGACUGAAAAUUGAUAGGCUGUAAUAAGCAUGUUGGUUCAGUCUCUCCCCUCUUCUCACCGGGCUUUUUAGCUGUAAUUUCCUAAUUGUUUUCUAAAUUUCUAGUGAAUAACAUUUUUGGGGUCUUAGUACACUGAGAGGAUUGUCCCAUCACCCCAGUGCCUAGCCCACAAGUCCUCCUAGUUUUACCGUGUUUUUAAUAUUCUGUUGUGAGCUGCCCAGAGUGGCUGGGGAAACCCAGCCAGAUAGGUGGGGUAUAAAUAAAUUAUUAUUAUUAUUGUUGUUGUUGUUGUUGUUGUUGUUGUUGUUGUUAUCUAAAGCUGUUUCACACGAUACAUGGCAGCUGGCUUUACCACCAUUUUUCAUGGUAAACAUGUAAAGUGUGGAGGGAAGAGAACAUGUCCCUAAGCAAGUAUGUGUACAAUGUCUGUUUGGGGACUGUAUGUCUUUAGUUCACUUUACAUAUUUAUCAGAAAAAACCCACAAUUUUCAUGUGGUUGUUGCAUAAAGUGAAAAGCGCUCUAGAGAAACUAUACAUACAUACAUACUCAUAAUUUGUUUUAUGCUGUUCCUAUCUUUAUCAGCAGAUGGCAGCGUAGCAUUAAAUCUAUUACAUUUGAAAGAGAAAUUGACGCUGGAAUCAACUUUCCAUUCUUGUUCAGCAAUAUCUUACAAAUAGGAUCUGUGCUUUUAGAAAUAUUGUUGCAUUUUUCUUUUACGCUAUGAAUUGCACUCUGAUUUCAGCCUGCCUUCGUGAAAAAUAAUGCUUUAUUGGAUUUUUUUUGGGGGGGUGUGUUUUGCAUAGGGCAGAAAUAUGAAAUAGUUCCACUUCUCUUCAGAUUUGUUAGAAAGCACUUUCUUGACAUUUGUUUGUGUGUCCGUCCUAGGUGCUACCUUACUGGGGAAAUCCCCAUGACCGAAAAGUGAUCAGGAAAUUCUGGAGUCAGGUACGUCUUAACUUAUUUUAAAAGCCUUUCUGGUUCUUGUUCAUUUACAAUAGCCUAUGAUGAUAUAUUCCCAAAGGACAAAUCAUAAACAUAUCCAUUAUGCUGUUCCCAUUUUCAGUUUUAGUUUAAUAUUCAUCUUCCCUACGAUACCUACCUCUGUGUUUCUUCUAAAUCACAUAUUGUACAGCCUUCCUAGUGUAGUGGUUAAGAGCAGUGGACUCGUAAUCUGGUGAACUGGGUUCGCGUCCCCGCUCCUCCACAUGCAGCUGCUGGGUGACCUUGGGCCAGUCACACUUCUCUGAAGUCUCUCAGUCUCACUCACCUCACAGAGUGUUUGUUGUGGGGGAGGAGGGGAAAAGGAGAUUGUUAGCCGCUUUGAGACUCCUUCAGGUAGUGAUAAAGCAGGAUAUCAAAUCCAAACUCUCCUCCUUCUUCUUAAGUCCCAGUUCUCACUAGUCCACAUUAUAUAUCCUAUAUUUCUCUUGCCCAGUUGCAGCAUCUAUGCCUACUCUCCCCUUUCCUUGUGUGCUUCUGUUCUGAACUUCUGGGAAUUUCCCUUCCCUGCUCCAACAUUUGAGCUCUUCUUAUGAAAGAAUCUGCUACUACUUUGGCCCUGACUCUUAGAACAAUGUAAGUGGAAGUCUGACUAUAGCAAGCAGAUUGCUUCCUGAGUGGUAGAACUACAUGUCAUGGUUUAAAUCAUUAUGAUACAGGACCUUCUAGUUAGGAAACUGGAGGUAUAAUUUUAAGGGAGAGUACCAACAAUGUUCUUAAUGUGGUGUGUGGAUCCCCCCCCCCAACUCAGGCAUUGAAUAUGGAAAAAGAUGGGGAAUGUAAUGUGCGAGUUCCUGAAUACAGAUAUUUUACCUUAGUAUCACUGAUGAGUCAACUCAGUUUAUAUAACUAAAAUAUGUUUUCAUAAUUGCAGAAGACUUUGUAUACUCAGGAUGCUCCUUUCCAUGUCGUGAUCACCAGUUAUCAGCUUGUAGUCCAAGAUGUGAAGUAUUUUCAACGGGUUAAGUGGCAAUACAUGGUGCUAGAUGAGGCACAGGCACUGAAGAGUAGCUCUAGGUAAGAAAGAAAAAAAAUCUGAGUCUUUUUGGCCAGUGAUAGAAUAGGAAACAUGGCUGUAACAGAUAUAUACUAUCUUAAAAUGCUUAAUAUUGUAGUUCUUUUCUUAUAUAUUUUUCCAUCUCUGAUCAACCUAGUUUGGAUAUGCACUGUUGUGAUAGCUUAGAAGGUUAUUUUUUAAAAAACAAAACACAAUCAAGAAGUAUAUAAAUUGUGAUGCAUACAUCAAGGUUCCCAUACUUUAUCAUCCCAAAGGAAUCUGGGCAGUUUGUAACUGGAAAAUUCACUUUUUCAACUGGAUGCAAGAAUGUUUUCCCAAAAUCUUUAACAAGUUAUUAAGUUGGAAUUGAUCGGUAGCACCCACCUCCUUGAAAUUCUUGGGGUUGUGUUAACCUACUUGAAUGGAAAGCUGUCCUUUUCCUGUGAGAAACCUGGCAGCGUCCCAAGGCAAUCGUCGAUAUCAGGAAUCCAUGGUACCUGCAGGACCUUGGAGAGCUCUCAAAGUCUUGCUGAAGCAGCCAUAGAAGACGCUGUCCCUGCAAGCGCUAGAUCCAAGGCUAUAAAUUUUGACUGAACCUGUAAUGCAGUAAGCCCGGCUCCCCAGAGGAGAUGUUUCCCUUUGAGUCUUCUGUAGCACAUUGUACAAUCCCUGGGUAUUAUUAUUAUAUUUAUUUCAUUAAUUCAGUUCAUAUCCCAACCUGCCUUCCAAAGGAGCUCAGGUUAGGAAACACAUAGCUAACAAAACACAUAUCUAAAGAUGGUUAAAAACAUUAUCUCAGCCAAUGAUUUCAAUGUUGCCAGGGACAUUAUCUAUUUGCCAUUAAAUGCCUGGGUAAGCAGGAUUGUUUUUAAAUUCCUUCUGAAAGUAAUGAGGGAGACAGACCAGGGGAAGCAUUCCAUAAAUGGGGAACCACCACUGAGAAAGCCCUAUCCUGUGUUAGCUCCAACUAAGUUGUGGCCUCACCUGCCACUCAAUAGAGUCUGAGAUGGUUGUAUUGGGGAAGGCAAUCUGUUACGUACUUGGGUCCCAAGCCACAAAGGGAUUUGUAUGCUAGUACUAACACUUCACAUUGUGCCUGGUAGUUCACUGACAGCGAGUGCAGUGCUUUCAGGAGCAGCAAUGCUUGAUCCCAUAGGCUGCCUCGCCAGCCAGCAGCCACGUUCUUCACUAGCUGCAGCCUCUAUACCAUCUUCAAUGGCAGCACCACUACAGACUGCGGGUCAUGACUGAAGCUAGUGGUCAUAUGUAUUUAUGGCUCAGUAAUGUUUGACAUCAUUUGUUUAUAUCACAACGUAUGGUUUACAUUAUGUUGCAUCUCUAGAAUAAUUUCAGGAAAGAAAUGGAAUGUAGGGACUUAACAUGAUAAGAAAAUUGUAUGUAGUCUUUUCUCUUUCCUAGAAGAUACCUUAUACAUUAAUGUUCUUUCUUGCCACUUUUUAUCAUAGCUAAAUUCUAUUAAUUAAAAUAACAUUGGUAUUUCAGCGUUCGUUGGAAAAUUCUGCUUCAGUUCCAGUGCCGAAAUAGACUGUUGCUGACUGGGACACCCAUCCAAAACACCAUGGCUGAGGUAUGCACGACUGCCUCCAGUUCACACUAUUCUAGAUUAAUUUAUAAACAAUGAUAUUCUGAUCAGUAUCUAAACAUGGAAUUCGAUUGCUUCGGGAGGAAACUCCACACAGGCUGAAGUUUCAUUUGUUGCUUGGACUGCAACAGUUCUAUUAUUUUCUGUUUAAAAGCUAGCUUCUCCUUUUUGACAGUGGAACUUUUCUAGUAGAAGUCCACAUAUGUUUGCUCAUAUCAUUCCCAUGUUCCUGGACACUGUACCAUAACAAUAACCAUGGAUCAAAUGAACGGAAGUAUUAUAUCCCAUUCAUUGGACUGAAAAGUGUUAAAGAUGCAUAAUAGACCAGUUAAUUGGUUUUUCAAAGAAUAAAUGAAUGAUUGUGUCUUUUCACAAUUUCUUAUGCACUUUGAACAUCUGCAUAAGCUGACUGACUAGGAUAAUGAAGUUGCUUAAAUUUUGAUAGGUGCACAGAUUACAUAUAUUGAUAGUUUAACUGUUCAGCAGAAACCCCUUGAAUAGCUGUGUAAAUGACCCCUGCUUCACCUUGUGAUACACUCACUGGUCACAGAUGAUAUUUUUUUAUCCUUACAGUUCUAGUAGAUACAAAAUCUUCAAUGGUUACACUGCUGGGUUAGUUGCACAUGGCCUGCUCUCUCCCAUUCUUAUUCUUCAGGGUCCUAGAAGGGGGCACCAACUGUGAAUGAGGUAGCAAGGGAUGCUAUUACUGAAGUGCAAAUAGGCACCCAGUCACCCUUUAUACAUCUACUGAAAAUUUACUAUGAAGGGUGGGAGAAUUGGCAGAAGAGCUUCAUUCUGCAUUUGAAUCACAGUCAGGGCACUUUCUUUAUGCAUCUGGAAGAUAGUUAUUCUGUGUCUUGCUUCUUUAUUUACAGCACCAUGUUCUCGUCUCCUAGCAGAGAAGCUUGCUAGUGGCCCAGACGUGUGUGACUCUGAGACACCUUUCAUCGAAAACAGAAUUAUUUUAGUGCAAUCUGCGUAGUUGCACUCUUGCUGACCUCUCUUUCUGGAGUUCACUCUGUGCCCAUAGCUUUAUCCUAGUGGUUGGGUUUGGAACUAGAAAAGGGAAAGACCCGUUUCACCCUACUAUCAGAUGUGGAGAGGGGCUUCUCUGUCAUAGUUAUUGAAAGGUUUCCUUUUAAGUGGUGACAGAGUUACUGGCAAUACUCUAUAGUUUAAUUACUUGGUGGGCUAACUUCUAGUGCUUACUUUUGCUCUUAUGUUGCAGCUCUGGGCUUUGCUUCAUUUCAUUAUGCCAACACUGUUUGACUCGCACGAGGAAUUCAAUGAGUGGUUUUCUAAAGAUAUCGAAAGCCAUGCAGAGAACAAAUCGGCCAUUGAUGAGAGUGAGUAUUGUGCAGGAAUCUUGUCUUUUCUGCAUGAGAAUUCUGCAGCUUGAGCAGAACUGCCCGCAGUGACCAAAAUGAAUUGUUAACUGUUCCUUAAUUGCUUUUUAACUCUACUUUCAGAUAGACUUAAUAUGUGCUGCUAAGGAUUGUUUUUGUGGAAGCUGAGAUAAGACUACAGAUGAGUUUUUGGAAAGAGCAGCAGUAGCAGUUUUUCACAUAGGGAAGGAGAAUACUGCAGUGUCUGAGAUUUGAGAUAGUGAAAUACUUCCUAAGUCAACAUAUAGAUAAACUUGAGUAUUCAAUCCUACAAGAUCUAGUGAUGGACGCCAAAUUGCAUACCUUUCAAAGGGUAUUAGACACAUUUAUGGAGAAUAAGGUUCUUUGCAACUACUAGUUAUGACGACUUCAUGUUAUUUUCAAAACUUAAAUUGUCAGUGCUCAUUAUUAGUUUCCAGACAUAGACUGCAUCACUUCAGUUUUAUGAGCUGGUCACUGCUGGCACAGCUAUUAAAUAUGGCUAAAUGACAACCAAAAUAGUAGAACCUAGUUUUGUCAUGAAUUCUACUCAAUAUCGAUCCAGAGCAGAAUUCUAAUGUACAGUUGUACCUUGGAUCCCAAACGCCCUGGAACUCGGACGUUUUGGCUCCCGAAUGCCGCAAACCUGGAAGUGAUUGUUCCAGUUUGCAAAUGUUCUUUUGGAACCCAAACGUCCGACGGGGCUUCUGCAGCUCCUGAUGCAGCCAAUCAGAAGCCACAAUUUGGUUUUCAAACGUUUUGGAAGUCAAACGGACUUCUUGAAUGGAUUCUGUUUGGCUUCCAAGGUACAACUGUAUAGUUAGCAGACUGAAAACUUAAACACAUUGCAGGAUUCGCCAAAAAUAGACCAGAGGCGAUUAAUAAAGCCAGUGUGGUGUAGUGGUUAAGAGCGGUAGACUCGUAAUCUGGUGAACCAGGUUCGCGUCUCCGCUCCUCCAUAUGCAGCUGCUGGGUGACCUUGGGCUAGUCACACUUCUUUGACGUCUCUCAGGGUCACUCACCUCACAGAGUGUUUGUUGUGGGGAGGAGGGGAAAGGAGAAUGUUAGCUGCUUUGAGACUCCUUUGGGUAGUGAUAAAGUGGGAUAUCAAAUCCAAACUCUUCUCCUAAUAUUUCAUCCAGCAGAGCUUUACUGCUACUGAAGGCAAAUGAGCAUAAUGGUCACAAAUCCAAUACAUUCAGGAUUGGCACUGUCCAUAUUAAGUCCACUUGCAGUAGACUUAACUGAAACUUACAAUAACUUAUAAUAAGACUAAAUCUUAACAUUAAGCAUGCUUUGUACAGAGCAGCACACCAGAAGGAAAGAGAUAGAAAAGAGAGAGACCCAGGCUCCAUCUAGCCUAUUAUCAUAGCAUGACCUUGACAAAAAAAGAUAACACAACCAGUUUAAGCCAGCUUUACUCAACUUCUCUGAAGGAAUAGCCCAAACAUCAUGAACCUUAUCCUUGUUUCUUUCACACAGAGAAGCUUCCAGAACCCUCUUGAAUGAAUUAGAAUAGGAAAGAUCUCCACACAUCAGAUCAGUACUUUCUGUACUAAGAAAUGCAAACUGACAAGUUUUUAAUCGUAGGUUGUUGUUUCUUUCUCAUCAAAUUUCAGAUCAGCUUUCUCGCUUGCACAUGAUCCUGAAGCCUUUCAUGUUGAGGAGAAUCAAAAAAGAUGUGGAAAAUGAGCUGUCAGAUAAGGUGCCAAACAGAAUUAAAUUCUGUUUCCCCUCAUGUUGUUUCCUUUUUUUUAGGCUUUAAUUAUUCUUGCUUUACAGUUUUCGUGUUCUCCCUUAAAUCAGAAUUCAAAAGGCCUCUCCCUUUCUAAUAGUUAUUGAACUUCUACCAGCACAUUCAAAUGGCAUUCUCAUCUUCUCUCAAAACUUGUACAUUCAUAUAAAAUAUGACCCUAAAAAUCCUUAAAGCUUACAAAGCAAAGUCAGUUAAUGAACAGAUGCUGCAUUGUCAGCUUGUGUAUCCAAACCUUUUUGUCAGUUGUCAGAAUGCACUCAUUCGCAGAUCCGAGACCUUGGCUGCAUCACUUCAAUUUUAUAAACUGGUCACUGCUAGCAGUUAUGAGAUACGACAAAAUGAAAAUGAAAGUAGUGAAACCUAGUUUUUUAUUGUCGAUGUAGUAAUUGUAGGGGUGGAUUUUGGUUUUGCUUUUUAUUUGCAAUGAGCAGCAUUUCAGUGCAACAAUCAAAUGUUGCAAAAUCAGACUUAAAAGUCCAAAUAAGACUUUGCAUUAUCAUACCAAGAGUAUCUAGGCUGAUGCUCUGUCAUGCAGCUACUCUUAGCAUUUUUCAGUCCACAAAAUUAUGCCUAUUCCAUAACAUUGACUAUAAUGCAUCAUGAUAUCUCACAAAUAACAUUUUUUGGCUUAGUUUCCAUUCCCUGCCUCUCUGUUUCAUUUCCCUGCUUCUGGAUUUCAGUUUUGAAAGAUUAGCUGCCACCUCAUCCAUGCUGUUCCCUCCCAGGGGAAAUCUAGCAAGCCCCAUCUCUACACUAUGUCUCGUUCACUCUUUAAAAAUAUUUUUUUAUCAAGGAGGGCCUUCUUUUAAUUUUAAUCAGGUUGUGCUGGCUGUGAGUGCCCUAUCCACUACAGUCUUUCAUGGAUUGUGUAUGGGUUGAACCUGCCUCUGCUACUGGCUUCUUUCAAUAAGAGUUUAAUAUGCUUCAAUCUCUUUCUCUCUUUCUCUUUAAGAUUGAGAUCCUUAUGUAUUGCCAGCAAACCAGCCGGCAAAAAUUACUGUACCAGGCUUUGAAGAACAAAAUUUCUAUUGAUGACCUUUUGCAGUCCUCAAUGGGUACUACCCAGCAAGCACAGAACACUACCAGUAGCCUCAUGAAUCUAGUCAUGCAGUUCCGGAAGGUGAGAUUUGUGAAUACUGGUCACACUGAUACGGUUGUCUGAUGAUCACUUCAGCAAAAAUGACCAGAUACCUACAUCCCAUUACAUUAAAGUGCAACAUUGAACAAGUUGCAGACAGUCUUUAGUUGUGGCUGUAUGCUGCAGCUAAUAGGUCACAGCUGGAGUUCUAGCCAUUUCACACAAUACAAAUUAAUUUGUGCUGGGAAGAGUGAAUCCUUUUGAAAGAAAGUAGGAUGGGCAAUUGAGAACACAGUUAUAUUGCCUAGAUUUCACAUGUGCCUAGCCUAAAAUGAUUAACUUUUUAAAUUACGAUGUUCAAACCACUUUUAAUCAAGUAGUCCUAUUAAGAACGUGCUUCGCAAUUUGUCCAGGUUUUUUCCAGCUAUUAUGAAGAAUUAAUACACAGGUUUUCCCUCUGCAGUUUCUGAUGACUUAUAAUUUUCUUUAUAGGUCUGCAAUCACCCAGAACUCUUUGAACGACAAGAAACUUGGUCUCCAUUUCACAUUUCAGUAAAGCCAUACCAGAUUUCAAAGUUUCUCUACCGCCAUGGGCAAAUCAGGGUGUUUAACCACUCACGGGACAGGUAAGCAAGAGGGAAGAUACAGGUGAACCUGCUAUACUGGGCCCAGAGCCAGCAGGGGAUCCAGAUUCUAACCUUUCAUUUUUUGUUUCCUUUUUUAAAAGCAAGUCUGAAAACCCUGUAGAACAAGAGAUACAAAUCAAAAUAAGUAGGGACCAUUCUAACUAAUUACUUUGUGAAAAAUCAGCCACUCACAGCUAUGGUUAGUGGGAUGUAGAGAAAUAAUAAAUCACAAAUGCACCAGGGAAGACUAAAAAUGGCUUCAAAACAAACAAGGAAGUCCUUUCUUUGGGCAGCAGGGAAGAGGUUUCUUGGUUCUUUUUGAAGCCAUUUUGGGAUCUUCCCUGGUAGAGUGAUUGUAGCCUAGAGAAAACAAUUGUGAACUCAUGGAUUUUAGCUGUUGUGACUGAAUGGAAGCUUAAUCUCCCUCACAGAAUUGUUAGACGAAAACAAUGUUCUGAGCUCCUUAGAGGAAGGGUAGCAUACAAAAGAAACAAAACUUUGAACAGGAGUUAAUUAAUAUAUGUUUAAAUUGUCCCAUUUUUAUUCUUCUGUCAAUUUAUAGGUGGUUGCAGUUUAUACUUUCUCCUUUUGCUCCAGACCACAUCCAGCAGUCUCUCUUCCAUAGGAGAGGUAGGUUGAAAAACAUAAGGGUGAAGGUAGCUUAUUUCAUUAUGUGAAGGAAGACAUUUUAUUGGCAUUAGGAUUAGAAUUUUUAUUUUAAUUGAAGUUCCAAGGAAGGCAGUGUCUUCUAGAUUGAUUAUUCCGUUCUUGAACCGUUUUACACUUCGGUGUUCUUAAUGCUUAACCCAAAUUUCCUUUCUGUAGAUGAAAUCUUUAUCACCCUCUCCUCAAUAAAUGAACAAUCGUUCACCUUAGAACUCACCUUAGAAUUGUAGAGCAAUUGUGGAGCCCCCAACUGACCCCCUGCAGUCUUCUUAAAUCUAUUGGUGUAUGCCAUCACUGCUUCCCCCAUUGUUUCAUAAGAGCUUUUCCUUCUGUUGGUUUAAUUCUUCUCAUUUACCGAGAUUGAUCUUAAACUAGUCUGUUCAGAAUUGAACAUAGUACAGUGGUACCUCGGAAGUCGAACGGAAUCCAUUCUGGAAGUCCAUUUCACUUCCAAAACGUUCAGAAACCAAGGCGCAGCUUCCAAUUGGCUGCAGGAAGCUCGGGUUUCAAAGAACGUUCACAAACCAAAACACUCACUUCAGGGUUUGCGGCAUUUGGGAGCCAAGACAUUCGACUCGCAAGGCGUUUGGGAUCCAAGGUACGACUGUACUUCAAAUUAGAACAUAUUAGCACCCAGUAUAAUGGUACUUUUAAUUCUUAUUAUCAACUAUCUUUUGUAGCUUGGUACUAAGUAGAAGGAAUCUGCAUUUUUCAGCACUGUAUUAUGUCUUUUGUUUCCUGUAGCAGAUGCUUAUUCUCAGCCAUGUCAUUUUUAUAGGUGCUGAAGAAGAGAGUUGUUUCUCUUUCCUACGGUUUAUUGAUGUUUCUCCAGCAGAGAUUGCUAACCUCAUGCAUCAGGGACAUCUAGCCAGGUGAGCAAUUCUGUUUGAAUCUUAAAACAAUGACCGGGUGUGUGUGUGUGUGUGUGUGUGGGGGUGUGUGUGUGUGUGUGUGUUUAUUUAAAAAAUCACUUGCAUAUAAAUAGGCUGGAAAAAUGGGUGCAUGUAUCUGUCAUUGCAAAAUGUUUACAGCUGAUAGUUAUAUAUAUUCCAUGCUGGAAUACUGGACAAUUAUAAAACCUAUAAUCGGGCAUUAAAAAUGGACAUAGUGAUAAAACAACAACAAGGGAAGCAAUCCCAUAGAUAAAAUCUAUGCAUACACUGUACUGUAGUCAGUUAAGCCAGGGGCCCCCUUGCUGCAAGGGGGAAGGGGACAAACCCAUCUCCAGCCCUAACCAGCUCCACUUCCAUGGCCAGAAGAGGGGUGGUGGUGAGCUUCCCUUCCCUGGAAGCAGCCGGGCUGCCUGCAGCUGCACCCGCGUCCUUGCAAGGAGCAGUAUCUGUGAGACACAAAAAAAUGAGGUAUGCCUGUAUUUAAGUUCUCGUUCGCAGAGGUAUGAAUAAGAAUGUCUACUGUGAUUUCUUUCAGAUGGUUAGCUCUUUUCCUGUGUCUGAAAGCCGCCUACAGGCUCCACCACUUUCGUUUCUGGAGAGAACCAGAAGAAGAUGACCAGCAUAAGACUCAGCGUCUGAAGAAUAAAGAUUUCCUGCUGGAUGUCAAUUUCCCACUCUCCUCCCCAAACUUGCACAGCUGCACUUUGCUGCAGGUAAGCAAUACUUUCAGCUGUAUGCAAGUCAAACUGCUUGAGUUAAAUGAAAUUGGAAAGAAAGAAAGAAAGAAAGAAAGAAAGAAAGAAAGAAAGAAAGAAAGAUGAUAGAUAGAUAGAUAGAUAGAUGAUAGAUAGAUAGAUAGAUAGAUAGAUAGAUAGAUAGAUAGAUAGAUCUUGGAGUGGAAUAAUGUGGUCAGGGUUAUGUAUACUCUAUGCUAUUUAGUUACUUAAUCACAUUAUUUACAUUCUACCCAAUAUUGAAGCUUCUCGGUGUGGAAAAAUUAGAAACAUUGAAAGUGGUAAGACGCAUCAGUGUUAAACCUGCAGCAGCAAAUAAUAGUAUUAAGUAUCUAAAAAUAUUUUUAAGCUGGAAGAGCAUUUCCAGCCCACCCACACAUAACCUGUGUUAACCAUUUGGCAUUACAAUAAAAUAAGAUUCUGCACCAGGCAAUCCUUUUGUUCAAAUGUUUUGGUUUUGAAUGAAUUUGAAUUUAUCCCCAUGCCAACUUUGCAUUAGGGGCAGAAAGACCUUGCAUAAAAAGAAUAAUAGAAACCUGUAAUGUAGGGAUGCUCAAUGGUCUAUGCUUUCUGUUCAUCAAUUAGGGGAAAAGGUUGUGCUAUAACUGCCCCCACCCACAGUCACUUUAAAUAAUAAAUGUCAUCUCAAACUGUUAAAGAAAGGGGUAAUAACUAACUUUAUGUCACAGGUUGGAAAUGAUGUCCCUAUGUCAUAUGCUGUAAUGACUACCUUCUCGCUCCAGCAUUUAAUGGUAGAAAAGGGAUCACUAACAGUCGCACUUUUGCAGGAUCUGGCAAUUGUAAUCCCUAAAGCCUGUAUAGUUUUUUGCGUGGUAGAGCUUGUGAAGAGAAGGGGUCAAAACCAAGCUAAAAGCAACCAUUUUGGCUUUUGAAGUGCAUCUUUCUGGACCAACCGUUUGUAAAAUGUCUGUGUCUCAUGUUCUAGUAGCCCACCAGACCAUUUAGUCCCUGUUUUGUUAGGUUCGUGUGACACAUCACACAUCGUGUGACUAGGAGAUAAUUAUUCUAUGUACAUAGUGUUUGAAUCAUUAAACUACACACUGGUGCUCCUUUUACAACAAAGAUUAGCAGUAGUUAGUGGCUGCAUUCAGAUGCAGUGCUUAACGGGGGUUUAAUAUUACUACAGUGGACCUCAUACUUUUGUGCUCUUCUCUUCUUUCUCCCCCUCCAGUGAGGCACUGCAAGAAGGAGAUCUAAAGCUUCUGUUUUAUGUUAACUGCAGUUUAUUCUUCUAACCAAACCCUAAACUUUGGUUGAUAUUAACUAUGGUUAGUUGAAGCAAGCCAGCUUCAAAAGUUAUGGUUCGAAAUGGGCCUGUUUCAACUUAACUGUAGUUAAGAUGGACUACAGUUUGUCUGGGUUGGAAUGACAUGACAAACUGCAGUUAAUCUUCAGCAGAAACAAAAGCUUAUUUCUCCUCAUGACUCCACCAAAGACUUCGGGAGAGUGUGAGCCCAAGGUUUAGCAUUACAUUAGAAGGAGGACAUUGUGUGACUUGUUUUUUGUCUAAAUUUAGUAACUAGAGUGAAUAAUUCAUAAAGGAAACUUGAACAGGUUUUCAGUGUACUGCAGGUACUGUUAGCUUAACCAGGAUGAGUGAGAGAACCUUUAAUUACAAAGAGUUGGUCCUUGCAGUUUUAAAAAACUUCUACAUAUAUAUCUCUGCAUAGAAGCAGUUUAUGCGACUGUUACUUCCAUAUGCGCCCUGCAGGCGUUAUGCCUCUGAAUACAGGUGGGCAGAGUGCAGUUGUGCUUGUAGCUUGCAGGACUACAAAAGGCGUCUAGUCAGCUUCUGGACUAGAGGACCGUUGACCUGCAGGCUCGUCUUACUUGCUCACAACCACUGGUGAUCUUACAUAUUCCCAUGGGCAAUCAUAUGAAAACCAGAUUGCAUGGGAACUACAAGGACUUAGUGUCUGUGUUUUACAUGUGUGUAUACAGUAAUACCUACGCGAACGUCCAUCUAGCAUCCAUUCCGGCGAACGUCUGUAGCAAACCCGGAAGUACUGGAACGGGUUACUUCCAGGUUUGCCGCUCACGCAUGCGCAGAAUUGUUAAAUCGUGCUUCGCGCAUGCGCAGAAGCACAAACCACUCCGCAUGUGUGUGCAGAUGCGGCGCUUUGCCCUGUGGCCUUUUCGGCUAGCGUCCGGGGCUCUGGAACGGAUCCCGGCCGCAAAACAAGGUACUACUGUAUACAGGUAACUCACAACUUACAUGCAUUUAACUUGUAUGCAAUCCACUUUACACACUUAGCAAAAAUUAAAAAGGGGGUGGACAUCCAAGGUGGGCAAACUUUGCGCCAUCAAACGCAACUAUAUGCGAUUUUGGCUUUAGGUGCUGUCCCCAGAACAUAACCCCAGCGUUAGUUGAGUCUUGCUUAUAGACACAAAAAAUAUUUCUCCUAGUACUUUGGCUAAGGAUUAGAACUUUCAGAACUAAACACUGAGGACAGGAUAUGUAAACUGAUCUCUUUUCUAGUAGAAAUCAUUCCUUAGUAGUAUUGCAUGCUGUAAUUCUGCCCAGUGUAGUUGUUCAUUAGUUGUAAAAGCUGAAUAAAAAAAUUAAGCAGUGGUGGUAGUGGCCUCAGAAUGUCUUCUCAGAAAAAAAGGUCCUUAUUUCAAAUUAAAUAUUUGGGAAUUGUUCAUUUGUAUCCUUUAUGAUAUUAGGAUACAACUGCUAUGAAAAAACUCUUCAAAAACUUCGCAAAACAUUUUUAAUUUCAUCAAUUUUUAGAACCUUGUGUUCACGGGCCACUGUAAAGCAGUAAUUGGCUACUCUGAUUACAUCAUCCAUCAACGAUCAGCUACCUCAUGGAAACAGUGUUGUCAAAUCACAGAGCUGCCGUCCUUCCUGUCUGUAGUGAGCCCAAGGGUAAGUCUUUUAAAAAAGAAGUCCUUUCUACCCUCUUCUGAUUACGUUUUCCAGUUCUCAGAUAUUUCCAGAGAGCACUUAGUUUGUGUCUUAUUGUAUUUGUAUUUCAUUAACAGUGAUUCUAGGUUUGCUUAACUGUAGGAACUCAAGUCCACUGGAAAUACCACAUUUGAUGAAGAGAAUGGGAUUACAUCUGCCUUGCCUGAUGUGUAUAAGUUGGCCAUCAUGUUUGUAUGGCUGAUCCAUGCAAUCUGUACACUCAAAUUUUGUAAUGUACAGAUUGCACUGGUCAAGCCUAAGCAUAUAGAUUGACACUGCAACACACAGAUGUCUCUUGGAGCAAAAUGGGCAGAUGCAAUCCUUUCCCAUCAACAGUAACAUUCUUCACAGGGCUUUAGUAGCAAUUGAGACCUCCCUCUCCCCCCCCCCCCGGGUGAACCAAUGUGUAUUGAGCUACAGUAAAUAAAAUAAAAGUAAUGAGCACAGUAUUAUGUGAUAGCUGCUCAACACUGAGACAGAGAUCCUGUCUUGGACCCUUCUAGCCUUUCCCGAUCUCGGUCUCCUCUCCCUCUCUACUUUUGUUUUUAAAGUUAACUCAGUUACUGAACUGUUGACCUGCAUUUACAUUUCUUAGGCAGUAAGCUACUGAGAAACUCAAACGUAUUUAAUAGUCCAUAGGAAUUUAGCUUAUACAGGAUUGCAGAGGAAAUGACUUGUUGCUGCAGAAUUGGCCCUUCAGGAUAUCAGAUUUCUAGUGCUCAGCACUUCAUACAAACUCCAUGAAAUAUAAAUUAUUAUUUAUUGGGGGAGGGAUCACAUCCUAAUAAAAUGGUGGAGGGGAGCAUGUCUUGCAUAUUCACUCUUCUUUUUAUGAGUCAAUAAACUUGGAGAGUGUUUGGCUUCUUGCAAGCACUGUGUGUUAACAUAAUACGAAAGGCCAUAAUAAACUAGAUGUGACUCCAGAAAUACAGCUAACCAUCUGCUACCAGAAAACCCUCCCCACCCUGAAUGUGUUUGAGGAUUGUCUAGCGAGAUACCUGCCACCAGUGAAGACAUCUGGUUGACCUUAACUUACACUCCUCAGCAUAAUGUCUGCUAAUUAUUUGAAAGCAAGAGCAGAGCAAUAAAUACUGCAGUGUAUGGUGAAGCAAUAAUCAUAUAAAAGCAGGCAAGGAGCAGAAAACCCUUAUCACAAAAGCCUCCCAAAUGUUUCAUUCCAUUCCAUUCCUGAUCUGUACUUGUUUUAGUAAUAACACAUACUUGUGCAUUGUCUGAAUAAGAUAUGACGACCUUCAUGCUGACAUAUGAGCCUGGAUAGCUCAGUUGGUUAGACCAUGGUGCUGAUAACACCAAGGUUGCAGGUUCAAUCCCUGUAUGGACCAGCUGCAUAUUCCUGCAUUGCAGGGGGUUGGACUAGAUGAUCCUCAGGGUCCCUUCCAACUCUACAGUUCUAUAUGAGGAAUGAAAUAUAAGAACCACCUUACUGAACUCUUUACCACAUGCCUUCCAAGGUUUAAGCCUAUUGAGCAUUAAUUGUAACAAAGGUUCUCAAACUGGUCUGCAAAUUCCUUUCCGAUAGAGGGGGGAGUUUAGGAACUACUGUCAGCAGUUUUUCUACAGCACUGAUUAGUAUCAUCAAUGGCUACAAAUCUGGGAGUGCAAAAUAUGAUCCUAAAUUCUGCCGUAACAUAAAAUUAGGCUCUAAGUUUUUAUAUGCUUCCCAUCAUCUCUUUAAUGAUUCUUCAAUAAUACUAUGAGAGUUCGCUAUACAAAAUGACUUAUUUUACUAUCCUCAUGCUCCUGGGAUAUACAGUAUGUCGUUAGCCUAAUUCUGAAAUAGUUUUGUUUACCUUCCCACCGGAGCGGUACCUAUUUAUCUACUUGCGCUUUUUUGGCGUGCUUUCGAACUGCUAGGUUGGCAGGAGCUGGGACCGAGCAACGGGAGCUCACCCCAUCUGAUCGGCAGGCCCAAGAGGCCCUAGUUUUGUGUUACAGGUACACAAAUAAAAGACCUUCCCUUCUAGUAUUCUGGCAUGGCUGCAAGAAGAUCAGAAGUAUCUGUUAACCAAAGUUCCUUUAAACAUCUGAACAAGCCAGGAAAAUAAACCAUGGCUUAAUCCUGGCUUGUUUGAACAAACCAGAAUUUCAAACUAAGAGUCUCCCCAAAUUCUGACGUAAUUGGGAACUCUAGUUAGUUUAAAGUUGGAAACAUGCUUCUAAUCUCCUCCUUGUGUCUGUGUUACAGGAGGUGCCUUUUAUCCUGUAGGAAAGUUUGUGCAGCCCUGUAUCAGCCAUGAUAUUUUAUGCUUCGCUUCUGUUGUAUCUAAUGGGUAAUAGAAGGGAAAAUAUGAGAUGGAAACAUUUCCAUGUAAAGCAGUGCAUAUAAUUUCCCCCCUCUCUAGUGAAUGAGUCAGUCGGAGAAAGAUGGUCUUGACUCAGUGUAUUUGCUCUUUUCAUUUCCCAUCUCUUGUCUGAAGAUGGCAGUGCAGUAUUGUAUAUCCUGCUGGAAAAAGUGCUGAGUGCUUUGCGUUUCCGUUUAUGCUGUGGCUUUUCAUAGCUGGCAACUAGUUAGUUAACUCCCCCAAAAUAAGUUAGUGUAGUUGCAUUCAGUUUCUUUGAUAAAAGCUACCUUUAAAAUUGCUGCCCCUUUCCACAGUGUGCACUUGUGUCCCUCUACAACAGGGCUGAGAAACCCUUUAACCAUGCAGAGUUGCUGAACUACAACUCGCAUCAUUUUUAGCAAGCAUGGGCAGUGGUCAAGGUCAUAGGAGUUGUAGUUCAGCAACAUCUGGGAGGCAACUAUUCCCCACACUUGCUCUACAAGCAUGAGUCAAUCUGUGUGUUUUAACUAAGCACUCCCCGCCCCCCAAAUCUCUACCCAUGUGUUCCAUAAGCCACUUUGGGUGAUUUUUCAUUGUCUCAGCUAUGUUGCAUUGUACAUUUUGCCACAGCAUUCCCCUUCAAAAUUGUAUACAAUACAUGAUUCACAUGACUUGAUACUAUGUGUAUGUGCCUUAGGCUAGUCUCCCACAUCCCACAUGCUCUGUUUUUAUACGUUCUGCUUUUAAAGAUAUCAGUUUGAUGCUUCUUCUUUUUUAAUAGAAAGGAGGAGUUGAGAUCGAGAUGGACAAUUUAUUUUUAUUUCUCCUAAAAGAACAACAAUAAAUUAUUCUUAGUACCCCAGUAUCUUGGAUAACAUGCUUGUAGACAUGAGAUAAAUGACAGACCUAAUAGUUCUCCUUUAUCUUUUACUGUUAAGAACAUUGGCUUAGAUCCUAACUGAGACUCAGCUGACAGGAGUAUACCAUAAACAGAGUUCUAUUAAUGCUCCUACCAGUGGAAACGGGGGAUUGUAUUUUUGUCAGUCCCACCCCCCCACGUCCCUUGAAAAUCUGCUGCGACGGGUUGGUGGACCCUCCAACCAGCAGAUAAGAUAGUGCAAGGGACUGCAUGUGAAAAGGUAGAUGGCAAAAAAAUCUGCCAUAUAUACAAGAUAAUUUUUUCACUGUCGUUGCAUUUUGUUGAAUAAUUCUCUAGAUGACAGGUGUUCCGGAACAGCUACUGUGCAGAUGGAUAACCAGAGUUUGUAACUUAUGAUUACGGCUUAUACAGCAGUCCCUUUCUUUCUCACUGAGUCUAGUAUCUACCUUGUUGUUGAUUUGGCUUUCACUGCUUAGCUGUGAAAAUGUAUUUGAGAGCACGUACUUGCUGUACAGGAUGGCACCACGGACUUGCAUUUUAGCCUGUUGAGGAGAGAUAAGAGAGUACUAUAGCUUUUUACAAAAGGCAACCUUGUCUGCUGGAACAGACUCCUUAUCUUGAGACUAUUCAGCUAUUCAGCCAUUGAAGAAACAGCUGUUUGGCUAACAUUCUACUCCAUCCAGAUAGCAGCAAAGAUUAAAAAUGAUGGAGAUGGUCCAAGAUAGCUACUUUGGUAUAAAGAUUAGAUUCCUGUGUUGGCAGCACUGUUUGACUGGGUAAUUUAUAUUGAAGCUGACAGUAGGGAAGGUGACAUGCAAAGGAAGAUAAACUGAAGACCUCAGUGUUCUAAAUACGGAAAUGAAAUUUUGCAUUUGGAUAGCUCAGAACUGCGUUGAGUUUAAAGAAAGUGCUGCGUUAAAAAACCUGACUUUUACAAUUCAAGCACACAUACUGUGAUGCUAAUGUAGGGGCCUUGUGCGACAUGUCUACACUCAGAUGGCUUAAAGGUCCACUGCCAUUUGCACAUCUAGUGUAGAAGAGUAGCCUCACAAUCACUGCAGUUGAUUCCCAGAGACACAAGUGCAAUCAAGUUUCAAGAAGAGAUCAUUCCUGCUUUGCAAAAGGAAUAGGAAAGAGGAUUUUUGAAGGCAGCUUUUUCUUACGCCUGACACUACCAGAUGUAUGAAGGCCUUACAGAGAUGCCAGAUAGAAGACACACUUGACACUAAAUGAGCAUUCCAUAAUUACCAUGUCUCUUUCCAAGUGUCAAGUACCUGAGGAACUGGUCUGGUCUGUUGUGCUGUUAAAAAUAGACAAAUAGAAGGCUGCUGUAGUAAAGAACAAACUUAGUUGGUCUCUUAAGGUGCUACUGGACUAUUUUUUUAUUUAUUUUGUAGUAAAGUGCAGUUUAAUUUCAAAACCAGAUAAUUCAUUUUUUCUGAUUCUAUUGCAUUUUUGAGUCACUUCAGAUAGCAUUUACACAACGUGUGUUCCUGCAUGCUAAAUCAGUGAAAUUCAUGCUGUAUUGAUUCUGACCAAUGGUUUCACUGUAUAAACAGGCUAGAGUAAAUCAAAAUCUCAAGUCCGUUACAUAAUUGUUAAAGGAUGAUCCAGAAGUACAGAGCAACCAAAGCAUACCCAGUGGGGUUCUCCAGUGAAGAGAGGAUGAGCGCAGUGAUUGGCAUUUUAAAGCUACCUUCGCCUCAAGCCUUAUGCCUUGCCACUCCCUUCUUCUGUUGCAUAUGAUAUGAAGUCGUCUCCCUCUCCUUCAUCAAGCCUUGUUUUUCUUCCUUCUUUACUACACUUUGGUUUGCCAGCUAACCUUUCCCUCCUUUUCCUUCUCAAGUCCUUUCCUAUAUCCUUUGAACUUUGAUAGAUUUGAAUCCCUGUGGGCAGGAACCACAUAACUUCUGAAUUUUGUCUGUCUAAUUGGGUGCUAAGGUUUCAGAAGUGUUAAAUUGAAGCAGUAAGAAGUGAAAAUAUUAUCAGGCUGUGGGCCAACAUCUGCCACUGUUACAAGUCAUCUUGAAAGAUGAGAGUGAUCGAGUAGUUUUGUAACCGUUUUUGAAUCAGUACUAUAUAGCUAAAGGAACCUCAUUUAUUACUGAUAUUUAAUCUCAGCCAAUAUUUUCACAAUCUCUCCAGUAUAAUUAUACCCUUUUAAUCCACAGGUAACAGCUGUGCCACGGGAUUUCUACUGCAAUGAUCGGAGUGCAGAAUAUGAGCGCAGAGCACUUAAAGACGGAGGAAGCCUUGAAGCAAAGCAAUGUGUAUUGCAUGGAGCGCCUGAACUAGCAGCUGGCUGGCUAAAACGGUGCUCUCAGUUCUUUCCGGAAUUUCCAGGGGGAUUAUUAGGGGUCAGACCUCAAAACGGCUGGUCUUUCAUCAGGAUACCAGGUAGGCAACAUCUCUAUAACUGCAUAGUUUAAUAACAAAGUGGAUUAUAUGACUUUGCUUAUCUACAUAUGCUAGUAUGUUCUACCCAUGCAUUAAAUGACGACAAACUGGGAAAUAAUUCAUACUUCCUUUUGGGGAAUCUUCCUGCAAUAAACUUGUAGGAAAGUUGGGUGUGUGAGAGAAUGAUCAGUGGUUACCUAAUUGAGCCUAUUUGAUAGCUUUCUUGUGCUGGCAUAGGCAGGGGGUUGGACUAGAUAACCCUCAGGAUCCCUUUCAACUCUGAUUCUGUGAUUCUCGUCUCUGCACCAUUCUGGGUAUCUGGACCAAAUCCGCAGCUCACUAGUUCAGUCUGGCAUUUUCAAACUGAUCUUCUUCCUUUACCUUUUUCAUCCACUCCCAUAUAUCCCAGCUGUCCCUAUUUUCUGGUUCCUGUCAAAACCAGUGAGGAGGCUAAGAAACAAAGAUAUUGAGCAAGUACUUUACAGGAGGAGCAAUGUGGUUAACAUUAAGUAUAUGAUAAGCUUCAAAACAGUUAUUAAAGCUAGGAUGUUCAAACCAUUGAUUCUCAACCUCUUUGGUAUGGCAGCUCACAAAUCUAAAUUUACAGUCAUACCUUGGUUGUCGAACGGAAUCCGUUCUGGAAGUCCGUUCGACUUCCAAAAAUGUUUGACAACCAAGGCGUGGCUUCCGAUUGGCUGCAGGAGCUCCCUGCACCCAAUCGUAAGCUGCUCUGGACGUUCGGCUUCCAAAGAACGUUCGCAAACCGGAAUACUCACUUCCGGGUUUGCGCUGUUUGGGAGCCACAACGUUCGAGUCGCAAGGCGUUCAGGAUCCAAGAUACGACUGUACUUUGUAUGUUGACCCAUCAGUUCAUUGUCACAUAUAGUGGUACCUCGGGUUACAUACGCUUCAGGUUACAUACGCUUCAGGUUACAGACUCCGCUAACCCAGAAAUAGUGCUUCAGGUUAAGAACUUUGCUUCAGGAUGAGAACAGAAAUCAUGCUCCGGCGGCGCGGCAGCAGCAGGAGGCCCCAUUAGCUAAAGUGGUGCUUCAGGUUAAGAACAGUUUCAGGUUAAGAACAGACCUCCAAAACAAAUUAAGUACUUAACUUGAGGUACCACUGUAAAUUUUGGGCCUCUGAUCUUGCAGCCGUCAGCUUCAUGCAUUUUAAUUGCAAGUUUGCCUAUUUUACAACCUUUACCUGAGGUGUCCAGGCAAAAACUUACCUAACACCCCUAUUAAUGUGGAAUAUGUUGAAAUAUUUAUAGUACUUCCAGAGUUAUUCACUGCGGUUUUUUUAAUGGGAAUGUAAGAACACCAAGGCCUGUCGCUCUUUUCUCUCUAACUGGUGUGAGCCGCUUUGCCAAGAUUAUAAUUGUCUGAAAAACAGGAUAAAAAUACAGUAAAUAAUAGAUAAGAUGAAGCUUGUUUGAGCAAGUGAAUUAAACUCAAGGAGCAAGGAGCAAUUCGAUACAGGGCUAGUUUUCAGGCUACAAAGUUGCAGUGAACAGCAAAACAGCUGCUACUUCAGUUAACUCUGCCCUCCUCUCUCAGACUGUUGUAGUUGCGAUCACUGUGGGAAUCUCUGGAGGCCUUUCCUGUUCUUUGAAAGAGAAAUGAUCUUAGAUUAAAUGGCAGGAAGUGUCUGAGUCCUUUUUGCAUUGAUAAAAAGCACCAACUUUGCUGGCUGUUUACUGUGAGUGCUAGCUAGCUCUGCACUGACCCCUUUAUGCCCUGCAGCCUUCUAGAGGAGGGAGGCAGCGGCUGGAAACUAUGAUUUGUUCCUCCUUACUCUUAUUUUUACACCAGCAGAGGUGCAUUUUCUAAUUCCCUAGAGGGAACUAAGAUUAAGUCAGGCUCCGAAGGAGAGGGGACUCUAUAAUUGGGGUUCUGUUAAGCUGUCAUUUUGACCAGACAUGUUUCUUCCCCAGACAGUAACAUCAUAGCAUCUUCUCAUUCCCCAGCCAAGUCUAGAUAAGUCUGAUUAAAAGUAAUAAUUCUCUUAAAUGAAAGGAGGCCCAUUUGAUUUAUAACCUGACAGCACAAUUUUGCGCCAGAAAUAGACAGAUUUUCCUAUCUAACCCUUUAUGUGUGUUAGAUUUUAUCCAACGGUGUUGCAUAACUGAAAGCAAGGCUGCAUCCUCCUGUGCCCCCUUGAACCCCAAAUUCUGCUCAAAAGGCCCCCCCAGUCUUCUGGAACAGAUUGGGGAGAGGGAGCUGCAGGGGAAUCAGUAGAAACUGUUUUCUUCCCCAUUCUGAGUGAUACCAUUCAAUACAACCCAUUGAACCAAAUGUGAAAAUCUUAUCUUCAGAGUAGAAUCAGAUCUUGGGUGUUAUUUAACAAAUGAUUCUUUUGUUCUGUUUAUUUCCGCUAAAGAUGGUAAAGGAGCAGAGUGCAGUCAAAUGGAAAAAGUUAAAUAUUGUUUAUUCGUGGUAUUCUUUUCAACGUUAGGUGGCAGGAUUUAUUCAAAGUUCAAAAAUAAUUUAACUAGUGCAGGUGAAAUGUGAUAUUAAAGAAAAAGGCAAGAAUUAAAAAUACUUGUGUUUUGUUGUUUUAAACUCUUUUUUCCUGUUAUUUGGUUCCUGAUGAACUUGGGUCGCCUGUUGUAAAGUAGUUUAAAAGACUGUUAAGUAACUAAUUUAUCCAUUCUGAUUUCAUACAUUCUAUUGGGAAGUGGUAGUGGAAUGAGUUUCCUCUAUGUGAUUGGUUGAUUUCUUGCCUAUCCUUCACCAUAAGAUCUCAUGGUGGGUUACAAUCACCAUCUGGCGGCAUCAUCACUAACUGUUUUUAGGUGCCAGGCAGAAUCAUUCUUAUUCACCCAGGCCUUUGGAUCUUAAUUGUAAUGCAGGGGCAUUUUGCAUUAGGGGCUAUAGCACUUAGAGAGAAAUAAGCCUUCUCCCUGCUGCACCCCCACCCAAAAAGUAAUGCCCCCACAUUGUUCUCAAUGUUCUCUUUUUUAUUUUGAUUAUGUAAUUUGUGUUUUUAUAUUGUGAUUUUUAUCCUGUGAACCACCCUGAGGCUGAGUAUAGGGCGGUAUACAAGUUAAAUAAAUAAAUAAAUAUUUCCCCCCUUCCUUCCCUUUAGACAAAGAGAGUCUGAUCACAGACAGUGGAAAACUUUAUGCCCUUGAUGUUUUGUUGACAAGAUUGAAAUCUCAAGGACACAGAGUCCUUAUCUACUCUCAGAUGACACGGAUGAUUGACUUGUUGGAGGUAGGAUUCAUUUACCCUGCAUGAAGGAGAAACUGAAGCUAAUGACUAAGGAAAUAUAGUAUUUGACAUAAAUACAAUCUUUUAAGGAAAGGAGAGGCUGUGUGGAUUGCAUGCUUUUGCUAGCGCAGCAGCAUGCUGGACCAGGAUAUACAUUUACAGAGAAUCAUGCAUACUUUCCCCCACUCUCUGCUCUGUCCCUAAGCUAUGUAAGAUCUGGCCCAUUGCAGUCAUGCCGUUCUGUGUUGCUGUCCAAGUGAAGUCCUAGAUACUUAGCUGCACCAGCGUAACCCUGUCACUUUCAGACUGACCAAGUGGACCACUUACAGAAUCAUAGUUCAGUAGAACUAUUGGACCAGGCUCUAAAUCAAUUGCUUGGUUGCUCUUGGUUUUGAAUAAUUACUAUUGGAUGGUGUAUAUAUUUUUUCUAUUGUUGUAAAGUCCCUGUCAUUUGCAGUUUACCAAAGGAAGGAAGAGAUGAAGUUACUUAUUUUAUCUGCUGCCUCAGUAAACCAGCACACUCUACCCAGGACUGAUUUCAUUAUUUUCAAGGAUUACUACUUCUAGUGUCAUGCUGACAGCGUCAGCUGAGCAGGCUUAAUGGGAGGAUAUUCAAGAGGUUUUAAUAUAACUAUCCCUCUAGGAUUAGCAGUAUCUUUUUUACUUUUAAAAAAGCUACAAAGAUAAAAAAGAGUCUACAACCUGUGUGCUGUUAACUAUCUGAAAGACUUUCUUGCAAAAACUCUUGAAUCUUCCACUGUAAUUAUUAUGCUGUUGUUAACAUCCCAAAUACCAUAGUUGUCAUUAAAUAACUAUGUUUUAUCAUUCUAACUGUCUUGGUCUAUAUUAGCAAGAAGAGCUACCAUAAUUCAUUAAGCCUUAGCUCAGUUCUUCCUCCUUAAUCCAUGCAAAUGUACUUAACCUAUUUGAGACAGAUUCUAAUAUACCACCCCUUUCCUCAGUGGAAGGCCAGUAUACCCUCUGGUGGGAGAUGAACUCUACUGAGGUCAUAAUAUCCUUCCAGGAACUAAGCAUUGAUUGCAGUUCAAUAUUUUCUUUUUUGAUUUCUAAAUAGGAACUUGGGUUUUUAUCCUUAUUUUUUGUUUGUGGUUGCAACAUUUUUUCAUGCACAAGGCCUGAAAGAAUAUUCUUAAUAUUUCAUAUAUAUUUUUUAAUAAUUCAAAAAGAUGGACUGCAAGAACACUACUGUUCUUUUGCAUUCACGCAGCAUGCUCAAUGGAGGGACGAGGGUGGCGCUGUGGUCUAAACCUCUGAGCCUCUUGGGCUUGCUGAUCAGAAGGUCGGCGGUUUGAAUCCCCGCGAAGGGGAUGAGCUCCCGUUGCUCGGUCCCAGCUCCUGCCAAUCUAGCAGUUCGAAAGCACGCCAAAAAGUGCAAGUAGAUAAAUAGGUACCGCUCCGGCGGGAAGGUAAAUGGCGUUUCCGUGCGCUGCUCUGGUUUCACCAGAAGCGUCUUAGUCAUGCUAGCCACAUGACCCAGAAAAACUGUCUGUGGACAAACGCCGGCUCCCUCGGCCUGUAAAGUGAGAUGAGCACCGCAACCCCAGAUUUGUCUGCGACUGGACUUAACUGUCAUGGGUCCUUUACCUUUUAGCAUGCUCAAUAUUUAUAUCAUACCUCAUUUAAACAAUAUAAAACACAAAACCUAUUCCCUUACUCAGUCUGCUCUUGGCAGGCUAUCCUCAUUUUCAAAGAUCUAUUUUUAUGGAUGGGGAAAAACAAGAACUACAGUACUGGAUACAGUGCAGCAAACAAGCUACAGUUUAGCUAAACAAACAUGGUUUGGUUUUAUCUUCAAAUGAGACCACUGAGUCACCCAACUCCUUUGAUCCCAGUGAAACCUUUUAAAAAAUUAUUUAACUGUAUUACACCUUUCCAUCAAUGAAGUUAAGGUGGUGCACCUGUUUCUCCCCCUUCCUGUUUAUUCGUGCAACAACCCCAUGAAAGUUGGUUAGGCUGAGAGACUGUGACUGGCUGUAGAUUACACAGUGAGCUUGAUGGCUGAGUGGAGAUAUGAACCCUGAUAUUUGCAGUUAACAACAACAGCAUUAUGACCUUGAGUUAUACCAAAGCUUGUUUAUUGAUUACACCCCCCCCCCCGAAACAAGUCUGUUGUCAGAGUUUUAUAUACACUUCUUGAAAAUAAAUUCAGCAUCAAAAAUAUUAAACUUUGUGUAUUGUAUGUUUUGUAAACCAAGCAAAUGUGCAUAUAUUCUUCUGAACCUAGAAAGGUGCAAAAAACUAUGUGCUCCUGUGCUCCUUAGUCCCCUUCAGGCUUCUUUCAUUGCUGUUGCUCAUAUUGUUGCAAAUAACAUUCCUCCUCCUGCUUCAAUGUGUGUGUGUGUGUGAGAGAGAGAGAGAGAGAGAGAGAGAGAGAAUAAAGUACAUGCAUACAUUAAAAUCAAAUUUAAUUUAGAGAUUAAUUCAAGUACAGAAUAAUGUGUAAAAGGAGUGAGAUGAGCUUGUGAAUUAAUACAAAAAUCUACCGUCUUGGAUAUAAUUUUGAGCACAUUGAAAUACAAAUAAAACUUAAAGAGGCCUGAAACUGUUUAUGGAUUUUAGAUUAUAACAAUGGCCGUGGAGGUCAGAAAUAGUUAAGUACAUGGUGCGAACAAAGGACUGAACAUCGCUUGGUAAUUUGCCCAGUAAAUGAAUAUUAACUGAAUGGUGAGCAAUGAAGUACCUACAUGACACAGGCUUCCUGAGCACCUCAGUCUUUUUUUAAUAAUCAGGUUUUAAUUCAACAGGUUCAGGAUUAGUAUGUUUUUAGCAGCACUGCAUGGUGCAAACAGUUUAUUUUGCUUUUAAAAUUACAUUAGUAGCCUUCUGGCAUAUUGGAAGCUCACACAAUAUUACAUGGCACUGUGAUGUUCAAAACAACUAUAAUUGUUUGUUCUGUUGAAAAUCUAGAUAAAAAAUGUUGAGAUUUUGUUCUGGGUUUCUUGUAGGAGUACAUGGUUUACAGGAAGCAUACAUAUAUGCGGUUAGAUGGGUCUUCAAAAAUCUCUGAGAGAAGAGAUAUGGUAGCUGACUUUCAGAACAGGUAUGUUUUUCCCUUUGCUUUUUCUGUUGAAUUAUUGCGAUGGGGUUCUGUUAAGUAGUUUCCAAAUCACCAGGUACACAGGCUCCUCCAUCCUCCUAUGGAAUAUGGUUAGUGUUGGGGCCCCUCCAUUCUUCUUGUAGGAAUAUGUUUAUGCUAUACAUCGGCCAAGGGGUGAUGGAAAGGAAGAGCCAGGUAACCUUUGUAAGUGAAACUGCACAGUCAACCCAUUGGAUCCCAGCUUAUGACAAACUGUACUUACACUGUCGUUCUUCAGCAUCUAAGCUAUGGGUGGGAUGCAACUACUUACUUCUGGCAGCUGAAGCCUGAACCAAGGGCUUCUUGCCCAGUGAGUCUUCACCCCCUCACUCCCCCAAAAUUGGAUCUUGUGGGGUUGGGAGAACCCCCUAGAUAAGCACACAAGGGGAGGAGAACAUGGAUUGUUCCGUCUGGCACUUGCAAUGAAUUCCUCCCAUGAGGGUCCAAAGAAUCACCCUUAGUAUUUCACUUAAACACUAGGGCUGUGUUGGUUCUUCAUUUCCUUAGAAACACAUUUCAAGUGAGUACCAACGGUACCUUUUCCUGACAUUUCCUAACCCUGCAGUUUCUGUGGUUUUUGUUAUCUUUUACACAUUGUAAACAGCCACUUUUGGAAAUCUAGUGGAAUCUAAUGAAAGUUUGAUGCUGGUUUCCAUGUUGUUUCAAAGAAACAAACAAAAUUAAUUUGCCACCCCCAUUAACUCGGAAAAUCAUGGGAGUUUUGUGUUGUAAUUUCAUGUGAUGAAAUUUGUGGUGGUAUUCCAGCACUGAGUUCUUUCCCAUCAUUAAAGAUUUAGCCAGAUCAAAAAGGCCACAGUGCAACAAGUCCUGUAGCAUAAAAUCAGUAUUAGAAAUCAAGGCAGAUACGUUGAUAUUAUAAUAAUAAACUGUUGGGUGAAGUGAUUCUGUCUUUGAUUGCAAAAGUCAAAACCCUCCUGGUAAUAGUCAUUAUUGUCGUAAGUAAUGUUUAUGUAGCAACACAACUGCAAUGGUUGCUUUUGUUCUUUCUAUCUCUCUCUGUAGGAAUGAUAUCUUUGUGUUCCUGUUAAGCACAAGAGCUGGUGGCUUAGGCAUUAACCUUACAGCUGCUGAUACAGUGAGUAAACAGCUUGGUUUGAAAAUGUUUUCUUAACACUGUGGGCUAUUCCAGGAUAGUUUGUACUCAGCAGAAAGGAAGAAGCACUAAAACAGGAUAUUUCAUAUGUCAAAAAGCAUAAAGCUACUAUAGUCUGAUUAAUUAACAGAGCUUGGAUAUUCCUGGUAGUACAGAAUUAUUUGAUAUAAUAUAAAGUUUCACUACCUUUGCUUUCCUAAAUCUGAAUAUGAUGGCUGCUUCUUGCAUUGUCUUUUUUCCAGUAUGAAGACAAUUAUAGUGUAGCAAAAGAAAAGAAAACAACCCCACAUAAUUCAUGAAGUGUUAUGACUGGCCAGUAAUCUAAACCUGGAAAAACAAAUAAUUUUUACCCCAUUUCAGAUGUGAAUUGUGCACAUGCUUUUUGCUGCAUGAAGUUGAUCUCCAUGUUAGUAAUAGUAAUGUGUAAAGCAGACUUUAAAUAAUUAUGGUCUUAUACAGAACUGGACUUGUAUCUGGGUUCACCCCAAAAAAAUCACUAAGAUGUUAUCAUUCUUAAGGCAACGCUAUUUACUAUCAUUUUAAAGUGCAGUACAAACUUUGGGUGGUGACCAUAGAAUCAGUUUUGUAUUUGUAACCUUUUCCCCUCAAAAAAAUGCCCUGACAGGUAAUUUUCUACGAUAGUGAUUGGAAUCCAACAGUAGAUCAGCAGGCCAUGGAUCGAGCUCACAGGCUGGGUCAGACCAAACAGGUCACUGUGUACCGGUUGAUUUGUAAAGGCACCAUAGAGGAACGCAUCUUGCAGAGGGCCAAGGAGAAAAGUGAGGUAAGGGUAACAAAAUAUGGAAUAAUGUGGUGUAGAAGGGAUAGCAAGGAAAUUGAGCUGUGAUUGAUGAGAAAUCAGAGAUUAAUCUCCAGCAAAGAUAAUACCACCUAAUGGGAAAUGAUUACCUUUAUAUGCCUGUAAUGAAGUGUAGCACUCAGCAGUAAUGGGUAAAUUGUACAUAGCAGCAAAGUUCUUACUACUUUAGGGUGCACACAUACCUUCUUGUGCCAUGGAGUGCCUCUUGGGAUUAGAAUUACAAAAUAACAUUGCCAUUUUUAAACAACUUUCAAAGUUCAGACUUAAAAAAUCAUAAUAUUUCUCCCACAUUCAAUCUAAUAGAUAUUAGAUAAAGUGCCUCCACUUUCUCUUGAUUGUCUCUGGCAUUAAAUAAUCUGAGAAGAAAAUUUCAGAUGCAUUUUUUCUUUUCCAUAGAUUCAAAGGAUGGUGAUUUCAGGAGGCAAUUUCAAACCCGACACCUUGAAACCCAAGGAGGUGGUUAGUCUUCUUCUGGAUGAUGAAGAACUUGAGAAAAAAUGUAUGUGUGAGUCCAUACUCCUACCUCUGUCAUAUACUUCAACAGCUCCCACUGUGUGCCUGUGUUUUUGUUUGCUAAUUUAUUUGUAUCAAUAACUAUAAAAUGAGGUAGAUGAAGAAGCUAAGUGCUUAUGUCCCAUUGAAAUAAGUGCAAACAGAAAGUCAUGUCUUGAUCUUUUCCCAUUUAUUUCAGUGGGAGCUAAGCACAACUAUUUUAUCUGGAUCCACCCUUAAAUAGAUGCAUUCAGUAUCAAGAUUAAAGGCAGUUGAGACAUUUGACUCCAAUUUUGCUUCAGAGUGCUGUUUUACAAAACUAAAAGCUUAAGAAUCUCACAAUCACGCUCCUAUUUAAAAGCAGAAAUGCUGCCUUCUCUUUUUAACUGUUCCAGAGAGUGUUCCUCCAACUCUCUGAAGCAGAUUUGGGGAAGACAUGGUGUGUCCAAGGAAGAUGAGUGGAAGGGGAAGUUCCACUGUACAAUCAGAAAUAGUUGCGCUAAUGGAACUACUUUGUUGGAUACUAUUCUUGGAUUUGGGUCUGAUAGUCAGACUUUUUUGAGGGAACGGAGAAUGGAACCAUGAUAAUGGAUGAAGUUACAUUGUUGGGGUUAAAGGACCAUCACAGGCCUUAUUCCAAUUGCGUUCAACUGGGCUCUUGUGUUUUGCAAGAAUUUUGCAGUUCUUCUGGUAAAUAAUGGUUUCUGACUUUAUUUUUUAACUGGUAGUGCGCCAGCGUCAGGAGGAGAAGCGGCAGCAGGAGGAGACAAAUCGUGUGAAAGAGCGUAAACGAAAGAGGGAAAAAUAUGCUGAAAAGGUACUUCAAAUAACACUCCUGUUAUUUUGUUACAUUAUUGCUUUAAAUGUUUUUUUUUAUUAUUACCUUCAGGAGCAGUAAGGCCACCUGUCCCACUCAGGUUAAUUUUAGUGCUUUCCUGAUCAAGGAGGUUCAAUCUUCCUGGGAGAGCAAGUGAUGCAAAUUCUCCAGUGGAUGUGUCUCUGUUUUAAAGAAUGUUGUUCUUCUGUCUUUUGCUUUGUAUUUGCUUUUCCACAGAUAGGGUUAAUUCAGAUUUAAAGUGGAAAACUAGUCAUUCUAAUUUGAUUGUAGCUCACUUCUGAAGAGAAUGAAAAUUCUCAAUAAAUAUAAUUUUUGCUGUCUGAAAUGAAUUUUCCUGAAAUAAUAAUACUUGAGAAUAGAGCCUCCUUUGGAUAGCAGUGUUUCUAAUCUGGCAUUGAAAAUGUUGCUGUUUUCCUCAAACAGUUUAGGUCCUGGUAGAUAACUUAAAUUUUCAUUAUACAGUUCUAAUAUGCACAUUUUUGUAAAUAGUUGUUCCUGAUAUAAUGCAUUUUGUAUGUUAUUUUCACUAAUAUAUGCAUUUUUAUGCACACUUCACUAAAACACACAUUUUUGUUAAUUUUUUUGGUUGGAGAACUGCACUGCAAAGUUCAGUAAAGGGCCUGCUUUUAGCCACUUUUCCAUGUCUUCCAGCCCUUUUGAUAGUUGUUUCCUUAAUUUGAUUUCAGAAGAAGAAGGAAGACGAGUUAGACGGGAGGAAAAGGAAAGAAGGCAUGAAUCUGGUGAUCCCGUUUGUUCCAUCUGCAGAUAAUUCCAACCUCUCAGCUGACGGGGAUGAGUCAUUUGUUAGUGUUGACUCUGCCAUGCCCAGCCCUUUCAGUGAGGUAGGAAUUUCUUUACCAACACCAUUGGGCUGCUUCAUACAUGGCAAUGAGAUUAUCGCAGUGUACACCAGCUGUGGAUGGAGAUAGCCGUACAGUGGUACCUCGGGUUAAGUACUUAAUUUGUUCCGGAGGUCCGUUCUUAACCUGAAACUGUUCUUAACCUGAAGCACCACUUUAGUUAAUGGGACCUCCUGUUGCCGCUGCGCUGCCGCUACACAAUUUCUUUUCUCAUCCUGAAGCAAAGUUCUUAACCUGAAGCACUAUUUCUGGGUUAGCGGAGUCUGUAACCUGAAUCGUAUGUAACCUCAAGCGUAUGUAACCCGAGGUACCACUGUACAACACUUUUCCAAUCUUUAGAAACUUCCAGGUUAGCUUUGAAUAUAUGGGCAAGGCAGACAUCAGAUUGCCGUUUGCCAUUCUGACCAUAUAUCUGAUAUCUAUUUUAAAGUAUCUUGCACUGACUUCUCGUACAUUUCAAGGCUCAGUUCAAAGUUCUGGCUUUAACUUGAAAUAACUUGGGACCAUGGUCCCUAAAAGUUGUCCCGUUUGAGCCAACUCAAAAUUUAAGAUCCGCAUCAUAGGGCUGCUUCAGAGUGCCCACACUCAAUAAGAAUAGGUGAAUGGCAGAUGGAAAGAGGUUCUUCUCAUUGAUGGGUCCCAUUUGUGAUAGGUGAGGGAGGCAGCAACACAUUUUGUAGAAGAAAAGUAGGACCCUUUCAUUCUCCAAGGCUUCUAGCAGUUUUUAUAGUCUUGCAUUAUUUCUAUAGGGCACUGAUUACAGCAUGCAGGCUUAAUCCAAAAGCAUAGCUUAAUGUAAACUUACAGACUUUUAUUUUUAUAUGAUCUAGAUUUCCAUCAACAGUGAGUUGCACAUGGAAUCCAUCCCACCUGACGAUAGCAGCAAUGACAUGCUGGUGAUUGUGGAUGAUCCAGCAUCUUCAGCGCCUCAGUCAAGAGCUACUAACUCUCCUGCUUCCAUCACGGGCUCAGUGUCUGACAACAUGAAUGGUUAGUAUUUGUCUUUAAACAUGGCGCACAAGGAGCAUAAUGUGAACUCUGUAUAUGGCCAUGCUUCUGAGCACUGGAUUUGCUUACGGGCAGGACUGGAGUUAAUCUGGCAAAUAAUGUCUCCUUCAGAUUUGUUAGCUCAGGUGAAAUCUAAUGUGCUUGAUCAUUCACCGCUUAAUUCUUUUGAUUCUAAAUAAGCUUCAUAAGUUGGAAUAAGGACAAAAGUAUGAAGUUGGCUCUUAUUUCAAAUCUCAACUCGGCUGUAAAUUUAACUGGAUGGGUUUAGGCAACUCCUGUCUCUUUCAGCGCCCCAUUUGCCUUACAGUUUAGGAGGAGGAUAAUACUGACCUAUACCCAUAUCAGAAGUGCCAAGCUUCUUUUCAUUACUGUAUUUGAGAGGUUUCUUGCUUAGAGGUAUAUGUAGUCGAAAAAUAAAUUUUGAAACACCUUCAACUGCUCUGCCUUCCCUUUUAGUUCUUGCCUGCAGCAUUGUCUCUCACAGGAGGCAUUGAAAAGAAAAGUGACCAGAAGGGAAAUGGGGGUCUCGAUCCUUCUCCCUGACUCGUUUGGCUGAGUUGCCAUUGCAGAAUGCAGACAAAUUGCAGUUCUCUUAAUUCCAUUCUGUCCAAGUCUGAAUAGUUACAACUGUUUCCUGAAAUUACCGGUUUGAAAAGGGGGCUCUAUUAAUUACCGUAUUUACUCGAAUCUAAUGCUCACCUUUUUUUGGCCAAAUAAUGUUGUGAAAAUUAAGGUCCUCAUUAGAUUCAAUGGCACAUUUACAUUUGCCAGCAAAUACUUUUUGCUUUCAAGGUUCUGAAAAUUGAGGUGCGCAUUAGAUUCGAUGGUGCAUUAGGCUCGAGUAAAUACGGUAGCUAUCAGCAGUGCAAGUUCCAGGUAGUGGGUAGAGUUGCUGUAGUUCCACAAAGCUGACUAAUGUUACUGGUUUAUGGGAUCAGGCCAUCAGCUUUACAGUUUAGAACAGUGGUUCCCAAUUGGUCGUCUGUGAACCCCAGGAUGUCCGUGUAACCCAUCCAGGGUGUCCAUGGCAAAAACUACCAUAGAGAUAUCAAAAUUUACAAAAGUAGGGGGUCCACAAUACAUAUCUAAUUGGGAACCAUUGGGUUAGAACAUUGCGUACCAUUGCCUUUCCCACUCCCCAUCCCUCAGUUAUAAUAUAAUUUAUUAUUUAUACCCCACCCAUCUGUCUAGGUUUCCCCAGCCACUCUGGGCAGCUCCCAACAUAAUAUUAAAAACGAUGAUAAAUACAUCAAACAUUAAAAACUUCCCUAAACAGGGCUGUCUUCAGAUAUUUUCUAAAAGUCAGGUAGUUGUUUAUUUCCUUGACAUCUGAUGGGAGGGCGUUCCACAGGGCGGGCGCCACCACCACCGAGAAGGCUCUCUGCCUGGUUCCCUGUAGCUUUGCUUCUCACAGUGAGGGAACUGCCAAAAGGCCCUCAGAGCUGGACCUCAGUAUCUGGGCAGAACAAUGGGGGUGGGGACGCUCCUUCAGGUAUACUGGGCCGAAGCCAUUUAGGGCAGUUCAGCUUUGACCUUGUAUAAACUCUAAGAUAAUAUUUCUAAAACAUUGUAUCUCUGAGCUCUGUCACCAAACUUAUGAGGCACCCCAAAUUAAAAAGAAUUGCAGUUCUUGUUUAAUUGAUUUGGAAGGUCAUUGUUGUUGCUUCCGAAGAAAGGCUUUCAAAAGUCGCUAGAAUAGUAUAGACUUGAGUAAGUGGAUGAUUUUAUUGAACUAGUUCCCUUUGAUGGAAGAUUAAGCUAUGUUUUUUAAAACGAUGAAGUAUCAAGCAGAGCAAGCUAAAUGCUUAUACAGUCAUACCUCGGGUUGAAGUAGCUUCAGGUUAAGCAUUUUUGGGUUGCACUCCGCGGCGACCCAGAAGUAACGGAGCGCCUUACUUCCGGGUUUCGCCGCUCACACAGACGCUCAAAAUGACGUCAUGCGUAUGCGUGGAAGCAGCGACACACGCACUCGUGUGCUACGUUCUACUCAGGAUGCGAACGGGGCACCGGAACAGAUCCCGUUCGCAUCCAGAGGUACCACUGUAUACAAAUUCAUUUCCUAAGGCACAAAUCUGAAUUGCUUCAAGUAGACUUGGGUAGAUCAUAAAACGUUGAUGUAAAAUAUUUUACAAUAUAUUUAUCAGUACAAGAUUAGCAGUUACAAUGGAUUCAGCAAGGACAUACAUUUUAAUCCCCAAGCAUGUCUUUUUAAAUAUAUCAAACAAGUUUAGUUUUUGGACAAGCACUGGAUUGUCAUAGUGAAGAUAGUCUUACUCGGUCGUACAAGGCUCAGGUAGCAGGCGACUGUUGCCCAAAGUCACUUUUCUAAAUAUCUCUGCUGUUUGUGACAGAAUAUUAUCUGCCUUGAAGAAUGAGGUAACUUCCUUGAAAGGGGAUGGGGGCUUAUGAAGGCAAAACAUUUUGGUCUCCUUUACUAAAUUAUAUUUAAUUAUACAGUUACUAUUUGUUACACAUCACUAAAUGUUCUUUCUUCAUUGGUUUUGUUAAGGAAUUUCAAUACAGGAUAUGCCCAUCACAGGACGAGGUCAUUCAGGUAGAAGCCGAGGCCGUCCCAAAGGUGCAAAUGGCGGGUCAAAAAGCACAGGGAAAGGCCGGAGCCGGAAAUCCACAGCCGGAAGUGCAGCUGCCAUGGCAGGUGCCAAAGCAGGAGCAGCCGCCGCCUCAGCAGCCGCAUAUGCAGCGUAUGGGUACAACGUGUCUAAAGGUAGGAGGCUGUGUGGGGCGUUGAACACCCUUUAUGCUUUGACACCAGGCCUUCAGCCGUCCUUAAGGACAGCUGAAGAUAUCCUUGUAGGAUAUCUAAGUCUCCACUUGAAAUCCAGGCAUGUUGAAGUUCCAGCGCAUAUGAUGGUAUAAAAGUUCAUUUCUAGUCCCUGAAAGAUAAGCAGUUAGGUAGAACUGUUGUCGGCUCAAGUCCACAUUUUUGCUCCUAUCAGUAUGUUUAUACGUAAUUAAAAGGUUCACUCGCUUUCUGGGGACUAAUUAGCCUAAUAAGUCUCUUUAUCACAAAAUCCAAUUAUGAUUGGUCAGAUUAAACCUCGGUACUAAAUACUCGUACAAAAAAUAGAAUGUUUUCCUUUUCUUUGACAGCUUUCUAUCCACUGUAAUGAAUGGACUCAGAUUUUGAUACUCACUGCCUAGGGUAUCCUUGGGGUAAAAGGGCAAGAUACUAAAAAAAAAAUUCUUGGCUAAAGUUGUCAGUAAAGCUCUUGGUUAAUCUUAAUCCUGCAGUUUUAAUUUUGUAUGCAGUUAAAAAGCUAUAGUCUGGGUGUGGCCCAAUGAGGAAAAAAUUUGCUUUUUGUCGCUAGGUAUGUCUUCAGGCAGCCCUCUUCAGACUCCUCUCAUCCGACCUGCUGGACUUUCAGACUUUGGACAGUCAAGCGCCACUUCCCCCUUGAGUAAAGGAAACAGCGUUUGUGGAACCUCCAAACCCUUAAACCUGACAGGUUCCUUGGCACCAGAAACCUCAAUCCGAAAACAAUACAAAGGAGCCCACACUUCAGGUGGGCGAUAG